CUUACGGGGCUGGUAAUGCACUGCUUGCAGGUUGAUCUGGAGUCACUGCUACCCGAGGGCAACCGUGGCCCCGAGCGUCUGGCAGAGGUAUUGGAAGACCGAGGCUUGGGCUUCCUGCUGCCUCGGCUGCAGGGUGACCUGUGGCGGCAGCUGAAGGCAGAUCCCAGCGCUACGGCGUUGUACCGAUGGAUACGCGACUCGGUCGACUCCCAGCAGCAGACACAACCGGCCUUUGUGCACGCCUUGGUAACCUGCCUGCUGCGGUAUAUCCUCGGCCAGACCACCAUGCCCCAGCUUCUCAACACCAACCAGGGCAGCAAUGACUCUACUGACAAUAAUGAGAGUGCCGUGCAGCAGCAGCAGCAGAAUGCAGCAGCUCCCGAGCGUGCCCAGCUGGACAAAGAGAGGGAGCUGCUGGAGCGGUACCAGGCCCUGCUACGAGCCUUCCUCGGUGAGCGGCCGGCUUUGCAGCUGGCCGCACUGUACGCUCUGCAGACCCUGUGGCACUCGCUAGGCUUCCCCAAGGGCAUGCUGCUGCGCUGGUUUGUGCUCCUGUAUGACCUGGAGAUCGUCGAAGAGGAGGCCUUCCUCAAGUGGAAGGAGGACGUCAACGAUGACUACCCUGGCAAAGGCAAGGCCCUCUUCCAGGUGAACCAGUGGCUAACCUGGCUGGAAGAGGCUGAGGAGGAGGAGGAAGAACGACGAAGACUGCUCGGAUGAAGGAGACAACUGACAUGCUGCCGGCAGGACCCAAUAAAAAAAAAUCGAGAAAGAGGCGCGCAGAGCAAGACACUCUGCUCUCAAGAAAGACAACAGCGCAAAAAGAACCCUGCAUCUUCUGUUCUCAGCUCCCCCGCCUUAUUUUUUUUUCCAUUGCGUGCCUUUCUGUUCCAGAUCUGCCAUUCUUUCCUACUCUCUACUCUCUCUCAAGCCCUUGCGCCUUUCUUACAUCCUCGCAGGCAGGAACAGUCACUUUUUUAAAAGAAAGGCAAGCAGUUGAGGCUGCAAGCUGAGCUUUUUUUUUUAACUGGAACAUAUUGUUUUGAUCUUAAAUCAAGCAAGGACUUCGCUAGUGGGGCCCCCACCUGUGCAUGUGGGGCAACCUUGCUACGAUUGGGAUAAUAAAGCUUUCCUUUUUCUAUCUUGCA
This is a messenger RNA of Rhipicephalus sanguineus (brown dog tick), 1148 nucleotides long. RefSeq names its product eukaryotic translation initiation factor 4 gamma 2-like. Bases 16 to 720 code for a protein of 234 amino acids. The record is from RefSeq and is a predicted model, not a curated record. Gene Ontology annotation, molecular function: guanyl-nucleotide exchange factor activity; translation initiation factor binding; translation initiation factor activity. The transcript has 3 exons. NCBI's taxonomy places the organism in Eukaryota, Metazoa, Arthropoda, Arachnida, Ixodida, Ixodidae. Gene Ontology annotation, cellular component: eukaryotic translation initiation factor 2B complex.